Molecule: messenger RNA, 2471 nt
Organism: Osmia bicornis bicornis
Lineage: Eukaryota; Metazoa; Arthropoda; Insecta; Hymenoptera; Megachilidae
Product: TWiK family of potassium channels protein 7-like
Exons: 10
Coding region: 250-1503 (417 amino acids)
Biological process (GO): potassium ion transmembrane transport; stabilization of membrane potential
Cellular component (GO): membrane
Molecular function (GO): potassium ion leak channel activity
Source: RefSeq, a predicted model, not a curated record
CUUAAGAUAUCAAUUUCACCAUGAACUUUCACUGCCGUCAUUGCCUACAACCUAAAACAAUGGUUAAACAAAUUAAAGAAAUGGCUGACCAAAUCGAAUUCCGGUUGGGGGAGUUUGAAGACUACACUUCCUUCGCUCUUCCAUACGGAAAUAACCGGAGCGGUUGUGGAGGAUUCGAGUGGAGCCGAGAUCAGUUCUGCUUGGGUGUCGGACACAGUUACGUGUUCCAAGAAACGUGUACAUCUAAAAAUGACGGAUAAAAAAUCUUUGUCCGUAGAAUUCGCCGAAGGAAAUAACAGUGUCAACGAAAUCACGGAUAAAAGUCCACUCUUUUGGGAGGAGCAUAUACGAAAAGUUAAAUCAAUUGCUGGUCACAUCGGACUUUUGAUUACUUUGAUGCUGUACACGGCGAUCGGCGCUUUAGUUUUUCGACAUAUCGAACUUCCGGCCGAGCUGGCGCGUUUGGAAAGUUUGCGCGCCAAUUUGCGCAUCCACCGGCACUCGUUCGUUAACUCUAUUUCUAAUAACACUGAUGUCUCAAAUUUACGAACAUUGGUCAGCGUGAAAUUACGUGUUUACGAAGAGGCUGUCCAAGAAGCAGCGCAAGGUGGUCUGUUGAUAAGUUUUGUGACAGAUACAAUCGAUCAAGCAGAUCGAAACACGAGCGAAUUGCCGCCGAUUGUUACUGAGAGAUGGAGCAUUCUCCAAGCUGUUUUUUUCGCAAGCACUGUUCUUACUACUAUCGGAUACGGAAACGUUGUACCUUCUACUAGUUGGGGAAGGAUGUUCUGCAUUUUGUUUGCUUUCGUCGGAAUACCAUUAACGUUAAUAGUUAUAGCCGACUGGGGGAAGUUAUUUGCCAAGGUGGUAGUUAAAGUCGGUUUGGCCGUGAAAUCGAAACUUCCGUUUCGUUUUUCCUUCGCUUGGGUUCCGACCAACUCGACCGGAAGGCGAUCGCUCGGUGCUUUGGCAGCAAUCUUACUUCUUUUUCUAUACCUUGCUUGUGGUGCAGGUAUGUUUAUGUUGUGGGAAGAUGAUUGGGACUUCUUUGAUGGAUUUUACUUUUGUUUCGUGACCAUGACCACAAUUGGAUUCGGUGACUUGGUACCGAAAAAACCAAAGUACACGUUACUCUGCACGCUGUACAUUCUGGUUGGCCUGGCGUUAACGAGCACCAUCAUUGAACUUGUGAGACGACAAUACGCUCAAUCGUGGAGAAGACUACAGAGACUUAGCGGUCCGUUAGCAGAAACCAUUCGAAGACUUGGCGAACAGGCUGGAGGUGACAUGUCCGCGCUUCAUUCGGACCUCAGAAAAGUAUUGACGGUGAUAUCAAUGCCACGUUUAAAGUGGUCAGCUUCGUUCAGUCGAGGAGAUUCGAAAGAUCAAGAAUGGGAAGAGGCGGUGGAGGCUGUGCUUCGCGACAUUGCCGCAAACGCGAACAACACUCAAAUGAAAACAAAGCCGAUAGUUCAAAUUGUCAUUUACGAAUCAAGCGUCUGACUGGUAUCGAAUUUUAUAAUUGUCUUAGGAUAACGUUUGACUACGUUUACGUCGUUUGGUUAUACUUUCAGAUAUUUCUGUGUAAACGUUACGUUAAAUAUUGCCAUGGAAACUGUCGACAAUUAAUUAUCUGUGACGCUUGACAAGUAUGCCAAUUAGUGUGCCAAUUAAAGGUAUUUUUCGUAUUACCCGCGUAAUCUGCGCGCGCAGCCUGGUAGAAUUGUGAGCGCGCAGAUAGCAACAGCCCCGAGUUCGAUCAGUAGUCCUAAUGUUGGACCGACCGAAUCGACGAAAACAAUAAUUUGUCACUGAAGGAGUUGCUAUAUUUAGAAUUGGUGGUACCGCACGAAGCAGAACAGGAAAGGUUGUACUGCGUUCGUUGUCAACUCUUACUCAGUGACGACUGCGACAGUGGUAGAGUUAAUAAUCAAGGCUCGAUGGUCCAGAUCAUGCAAAACAGAAACGAGAAGCCGUCGGCUAUCGUGUGUAUUGCGUACCGUCAAAUGAGUACGAUGACCGGUAUUAAAGAUCCUACCGAGCCACCGAAAUUGGAAGAAAUAAUUCAAGGGAACAAGCAGCACAAUGCCAUUGUUAAAAAAAGUUUUGCAGACUUUAGCAAUUUAUCUAUGCAAACUUUACUCGAUUUCUCCAGAGAAAUGGCAGAAUCUUUCAGGUUGAUGUUAGAGAAUUUAAGAGUUCGGAUUCAACAGUUUCAUGAAGAAAAUCAGUCUAUAUUUGAUUUAUUUUCAAUUUCUCAUCUAGAAAAAUGGACUCAACGCGAACAAUAAAUUAGACAGAAUUAUCAACAUUUUUCAAUAGAUUUAUGUUUUACAUUGUGUUGUGAUUGAAAACCAUGUAAUUUCAUUAAAAUAUUAAAGUUUAAACACACUUCGUAAAAGGAAAGAUUCUGUGAAUGUUUAAGAUCGUAAAGUUACUUUAAUAAUAAAAUAAGGAUCGAAGAGAAAUAA